AUGGCCACUUCACAGAAAUUGAAAGAUGUUAGCUUCGUGCUCGUACCUGGCUCUUUUGCGACCACCAAACUCUACGAGGAUAACCUCGUAGCAGCAUUGCGCGGAGACGGAUAUGAUGCCCAACCGGUCGAGCUGCUAUCCGCCAAUGACGGAAGCAGGCUUCCUGCCCCUACAAUGGAGCAGGACGCCGAGUACAUCCGCACCAACGUCCUCUCUAUUCUAGACGACCAGGUCAAUCCAAAGAACGUCCUGCUUACUGUUCACUCAUACAGCGGUCUUCCCGGCUCUUCUGCUGUCAAAGGACUAGGCAAGGCGGAUCGAACAGCCCAAGGCAAGAGCACAGCCGUCAUUGGGAUUGUUUACAUCGGCUCGUUUCUCCCAGCCCUAGGACAAUCAGUUCGAGACAUCAACCCUGAUGCCCCUGAGCCAUAUAAGUCUGGCCUUCCGGGGGAGUACUUCCCCCUUCUGCCAGCAGAGUGUGGUCCUUUCAUUUUCAGCGACUUUCCAGCAGAGGAGAUUCCCAAGCUCUUUUCCCACUUGACCCGACACAGCUCCGAUAGCUACAGCGGCAAGGCGUCCUACGAGGCGUGGAAGUAUAUCCCGAGCGUGCAGAUCAUUCCUGGAGCGGACGCCAUCGUUCCACCGCAGUUGCAGGAGGAGAUGUACCAGAAUGCCGUGGCUGCUGGCGGGAAGGUAAAGAGAGUUUAUGUCGAAGGUGCUGGACACGCUGUCAAUGGCAGUAGGACAGAGCUCGUCGUUGAUGAGAUGAUAAAUCUGGCGAAAGAAGCCAGUAGUACUGCCUGA
Phaeoacremonium minimum UCRPA7 is the source of this 804-nucleotide messenger RNA. RefSeq lists its product as hypothetical. NCBI's taxonomy places the organism in Eukaryota, Fungi, Ascomycota, Sordariomycetes, Togniniales, Togniniaceae. The transcript has a single exon. The coding region runs from base 1 to 804 and encodes 267 amino acids. The record is from RefSeq and is a predicted model, not a curated record.